AUGGAACGAGAAGUCGUCAAGACGGAGCCGCUUAAGCUUGAGGUGUGGGACAAGGACCCUAUCAAGAAGGAUGACUUCCUCGGCUACGCCGAGAUCGAUCUGUCGACGUGGGUGACGCUGUUCAGCGUUUUGGGGAAGUCGACCUCGUACACGCUCGAGCUUCUGAGUGACGACACGAAGGCUAAGGGCAAAAAGGCGACAGGCACCUUGGAGGUGGAGGUGACCAUUGCGGCGAUGGCGGCGGCGGCGGCUUGA
This is a messenger RNA of Emiliania huxleyi CCMP1516, 255 nucleotides long. RefSeq lists its product as hypothetical. The record is from RefSeq and is a predicted model, not a curated record. Lineage: Eukaryota; Haptophyta; Isochrysidales; Noelaerhabdaceae. The transcript is spliced from 2 exons. Bases 1 to 255 code for a protein of 84 amino acids.